AUGACUACAAUUUCAACUGAAGAAAUGACAACGAUCCUGAAAACCGCGCAACAAGGCCUCUCGUUGCUUCGAGACGAGCAUUCCACGAUUUCAAGGACUUUGGAGGCGAUUACUUCUGGUCUCAACGACGACGAAAUCUCUCUGCCUCGAGAGAAAAACGCUCAAGUCAACGAGAAUUUCGAGAAAUUGAUGACCGGGAUCGAUGAGACGUCGUUGAUGAUGCUCGUCGCUCAAAUGAUGAGAUCAGAUGACCUCAGAAAUCAGAAGACGCGAGAUCUCCAGAAGUUAUUGAACGAGGAGAACGGAUGGCUUCGUGAGGAGCUCUCAUACACUCAGAAACGACUUCAAGAGUCGGAAUCUGCUGUGGCGAGGCUAGAGGAAGAGCUGAAUCAGUUGAGAUUCUUGGAUUCGAUGAAGAAUGUGAUUUGUGACACGAAUACCGCGAGCCUCGCCGACGAAAGCUCUCGAAUCCCGAUCAUUGACGUUCUGGAUCUCGGAUUCGACCCGGAGGAGGAAAUGAACAACCACAACAAUGAGCAAUCCAACUCCGCCCCGAGCCGUCUUCAAACUCUCAACGCUCUCGUCAUCCAGUAUAUUCGAGAAGGUCGAACAGAGAUCGCCGGUCCACUUUGUAAGCAAGCACUAGAGGAAUUGAUGAGCACAAGUGGAAAAGAGCAUCCGGAUGUGGCGACGAUGCUCAAUGUGCUCGCAAUGGUGUAUCGUGACCAGCAAAAGUAUAAGGAAGCGAGUGGAUAUCUGGAACAGGCGCUUGCGAUUCGCGAGAAAUGUUUCGGCGAGACGGAUCAGUUGGUCGCGUCGACUCUUAACAAUAUGGCGAUAGUUUUCGGAAAGCGUGGCAAAUAUCGGGAGGCUGAGGGGUACUGUAGACGUGCUUUGAAGAUUCGAGAGAUGGUUUUUGGAGAAAACGAUCCGGAUGUGGCGAAACAGUUGAACAAUUUGGCGUUGCUAUGUCUUCAUCAAGGAAAGUAUGAAGAAGUUGAGGAUUGUCACCGGAAAGCGCUGAAAAUUCUGGAAAGACUUGACGUCAUUGAUGACAUGAACACCCUGAAAACUCAGAAUCAGCUGGCGUCGAUCUUGUUGAAGCAGGGAAAGUAUGAGGAGGCGCAGGGCGUGUACAAGACGAUUCUGACGAAAAUUCACAAGAAAUCGGGUGGAAUUGAGGGGAAAUCGUUGUGGGAGGUGGCUGAGGAGAGGCAGAGGAAGAUGGAGAAAGGGGAGAAGAUGGAGGUGAUGGAGACGAGGCAGUUGGAGUAUUUGGAUAAUCCUGACAUCAUCACAUCCGUCAAAAAUUUGGCGGCCGUCUACCGUAGGCAAGGAAAGUACGAAGCGGCGGACACCCUGGAGGACGCCACGAUGCGAGGACAUCAACAGUCGGAUGACAGUAACACGACGUCGAAUAUCUCAAUGGAAGUGUCCCGUCGAUCUUCGAAUAUUUCAUCGCAGAAUAAUUUGAAAUCCAAACUUAUGCAUGUUUUUGGUUUCAAAUUUUAA
Caenorhabditis remanei is the source of this 1512-nucleotide messenger RNA. RefSeq lists its product as uncharacterized. The coding region runs from base 1 to 1512 and encodes 503 amino acids. Gene Ontology annotation, biological process: microtubule-based movement. Gene Ontology annotation, cellular component: membrane-bounded organelle; kinesin complex; cytoplasm. The record is from RefSeq and is a predicted model, not a curated record. Lineage: Eukaryota; Metazoa; Nematoda; Chromadorea; Rhabditida; Rhabditidae. Gene Ontology annotation, molecular function: kinesin binding. The transcript has 4 exons.